Messenger RNA from Pelecanus crispus (Dalmatian pelican), 2172 nucleotides. The record is from RefSeq and is a predicted model, not a curated record. NCBI's taxonomy places the organism in Eukaryota, Metazoa, Chordata, Aves, Pelecaniformes, Pelecanidae.
GUACGAAACAAAGUCUAUAGUCGAAUAUUGUCACUGCGUUCUCCAAAUAUUUCUGGGACCAGAUCUCCGCAGGAACUUUUUAAAGCUUCAGGUUUGAUGCAGAAAUGGGUGAAUAGAGAAUUAUCUAACUUUGACUACCUUAUUCAGCUGAACACAAUGGCAGGACGAACUUACAAUGACCUUGCUCAAUAUCCUGUGUUCCCCUGGAUUUUACGAGAUUAUACUUCGGAAGAACUGGACCUGAAUAAUCCUGCAGUUUUUCGGGAUCUGUCCAAACCCAUAGGGGUGGUAAAUGAAAAGAACGCUAAGGCUGUGAAAGAAAAAUAUGAGAAUUUUGAGGAUCCCCUUGGGAUAAUUGACAAAUUUCACUAUGGGACACAUUACUCAAAUGCUGCUGGUGUCAUGCAUUAUCUCAUUCGGGUAGAACCUUUCACAACACUUCAUAUCCAACUUCAAAGUGGCAGAUUCGACUGUGCUGACAGGCAGUUCCACUCUAUUCCUGCUACCUGGCAGGCGCUCAUGGACAACCCCAAUGAUGUCAAGGAACUUAUCCCAGAGUUCUUCUACUUCCCAGAGUUCCUGGAGAAUCAAAAUGGUUUUAACUUAGGUCAGCUUCAGAUAUCCAAAGAGGUGGUAAAUGAUGUUGUUCUCCCCAAAUGGGCCCACUCCCCAGAAGACUUCAUUUAUAAACACAGGAAGGCUCUGGAAUCUGAAUAUGUUUCUGCUCAUCUUCAUGAAUGGAUAGAUUUGAUUUUUGGCUACAAGCAGAGGGGACCAGCUUCAGUGGAGGCGCUCAAUGUGUUCUAUUAUUGUACUUAUGAAGGGGCUGUGGAUUUGGAUGCUUUAAUGGAUGAGAAAGAAAGGAAAGCUUUAGAAGGGAUGAUAAACAAUUUUGGGCAAACUCCUUGCCAGCUGUUAAAGGAGCCCCAUCCCCAAAGGCUGUCAGCAGAAGAGGUAGUGCAAAGACUAACUAAAAGUGAUACCUCUACUCUGAAUCUCUUCCAACACCUCACUGAACUGAAGUCAUUCUUCAUAGAGGGAAUCAGUGAUGGUGUGCCCAUUGUCAAAGCUGUUGUCCCCAGGAAUCAAUCACGUUCCUUUAUUUCUCAGGGAAGCCCAGAGAUCUUGGUAACAGCAAGUCUGAACUGCAUUAUUGGAACUCAUGGUUGGCUACCUUAUGAUAAAAACAUCUCCAACUAUUUUACAUUCAUCAGAGAUACUACAGUGACAAAUCCCAAAACACAACGCAACCUGAGUGGUCCUUUUGCACCGGGGCUGGAGAUCACCUCUAAGUUGUUUGCAAUAUCCCAUGAUGCAAAACUACUCUUUAGUGGAGGACACUGGGACAAUAGCAUCAGAGUGACAUCUCUUACAAAAGGCAAGCUGAUUGGACAGCACAUCAGGCACAUGGAUAUUGUUACCUGCUUGGCAAUAGACUACUGUGGAAUUCAUUUAAUUUCAGGCUCCAGAGAUACUACCUGCAUGAUAUGGCAAAUAGUUCAUCAGGGAGGAGUGCCUGUAGGCCUGGCACCUAAGCCAUUACAGAUCCUUUAUGGGCAUACUGAUGAAGUUUUGAGUGUUGGCAUCAGCACUGAACUGGAUAUGGCAGUGUCAGGAUCCAGGGAUGGGACUGUUAUUGUCCGUACUAUUCGGAAAGGUCAGUACGUGAGGACUUUGCGACCACCUUGUGAGAGUUCUCUCCUGCUGACUGUUCCCAAUCUGGCUGUGUCCUGGGAAGGCCAUAUAGUUGUCCACAGCAGCAUAGAAGGGAAGACUACUCUUAAGGAUAAGAAUGCAUUACAUCUGUAUUCUGUCAAUGGAAAAUAUCUGGGUUCUGAGACUCUGAAGGAGGAAGUGUCAGAUAUGUGUGUGACUGGUGAAUAUAUCGUGAUGGGCAGCUUACAGGGAUUUCUUUCCAUACGGGAUCUCUACAGCCUGAGUCUGAGCAUCUCCCCCUUAGCCAUGCGACUGCCAAUUCAUUGCAUUUCUGUCACCAAAGAGUAUAGCCACAUCCUUGUUGGCUUGGAGGACGGCAAGUUGAUUAUCGUUGGUGUUGGCAAGCCAGCAGAGAUGCGCUCAGGUCAGCUUUCCCGAAAGCUGUGGGGAUCAAGCAAACGGCUCAGCCAGAUUUCGUCAGGAGAGACUGAAUAUAACACUCAAGAUUCCAAGUGA